Pteronotus mesoamericanus is the source of this 6063-nucleotide messenger RNA. RefSeq names its product G-patch domain containing 2 like (gene GPATCH2L). Bases 84 to 1544 code for a protein of 486 amino acids. The transcript has 10 exons. Gene Ontology annotation, cellular component: nucleus. The record is from RefSeq and is a predicted model, not a curated record. Lineage: Eukaryota; Metazoa; Chordata; Mammalia; Chiroptera; Mormoopidae.
GUCAGAGGAGGACACUUCGGCUGGGAGACUCGGCCCCAAAAGCGGUGGCUGUUGGAGGUGUCUGCGACAGCUGAUGUGGCCUCAUGGAUGAGCUGGUACAUGACUUAGCCUCGGCCUUGGAGCAGACGUCUGAACAGAAUAAGCUUGGUGAGCUGUGGGAAGAGAUGGCCUUGAGCCCUCGGCAGCAGAGGCGGCAGCUUCGCAAACGGAGAGGCCGGAAGCGCCGUUCAGACUUCACUCACCUGGCAGAGCAUACCUGCUGCUACAGUGAGGCCUCUGAGUCCAGUCUGGAUGAGGCCAUUAAGGACUGUCGAGAGAUGGCCCCAGUCACCAAUUUUAGUGACUCCGAUGACACCGUUGUAGCCAAACAGCACCCAGCUCUAAACACCAUUGUUAAGAGUAAGCAACAUUCUUGGCAUGAAUCUGACUCCUUUACUGAAAAUGCACCUUGUCGACCACUCAGGCGCAGGCGGAAGGUGAAGCGAGUGACAUCAGAGGUGGCUGCCAGCCUUCAGCAGAAGCUCAAGGUAUCAGACUGGAGCUAUGAGAGAGGGUGUAGGUUCAAGUCUGCUAAGAAGCAGCGUUUGUCACGCUGGAAGGAGAAUACUCCCUGGACCUCGGCAGGCCAUGGAUUGUGUGAAUCAGCAGAAAAUAGGACUUUUCUAAGCAAAACAGGAAGGAAAGAAAGGAUGGAGUGUGAAGCAGAUGAACAAAAACAGGGCUCUGAUGAGAACAUGUCAGAAUGUGAAACCAGCAGUGUGUGUAGCAGCAGUGACCCAGGGCUCUUUACAAAUGAUGAAGGACGGCAAGGGGAUGACGAGCAGAGUGAUUGGUUCUAUGAAGGAGAAUGUGUCCCAGGAUUCACUGUCCCUAACCUUCUGCCCAAGUGGGCUCCUGAUCAUUGCUCUGAAGUAGAAAGGAUGGAUUCUGGCCUGGAUAAACUUUCAGAUUCCACGUUCCUUUUACCUUCUCGGCCAGCUCAAAGAGGGUACCAUGCUCGCUUGAAUCGUCUGCCUGGAGCUGCAGCUCGAUGCCUCAGAAAGGGGCGAAGAAGGCUUGUUGGGAAGGAGACCAGCAUAAGUACUUUGGGUUCUGAGAGGAUAGGCCACAUCAUCAGUGACUCUCGACACAAAGAAAAGAAUAAAGUGUUGGCUUCUGAUUUUCCUCACAUUUCUGCUUGUGCACAUGAGUUCAAUCCGCUUUCUCCCCUUUACUCCCUGGAUGUUCUUGCUGAUGCUUCUCACCGGAGGUGUUCCCCUGCACAGUGCUCUGGCAGACAGGCAAACAUACACUUGGGACCCCCAUGUUCACGUGACAUCAAGAGGAAACGGAAGCCUGUGGCCACAGCAUCUCUAUCCAGCCCGAAUGCAGUAAUCUUACCAGUCCACAUGGAUGCCAUGGAGCCAACCGCGCCAGCAGCACAGGCCCAGAAAUCUCCAAACUCUGAGUGGCUGGUCCGGACCUCUGCCACAGAGAAAGCAACGGACUCAGCUGCAGCUACGUUUUUUAAAAUGCCACAGGAGAAGAGCCCUGGAUGCAGCUAGAGAGCAGCACUUCACCCACCAGGAGCCAGUGGGGUGUUGUGAAAGGAAUAUUAGAUUUUGUGUUACAUAGUCUCCCAUAUUCCCAGUCCGUUUAUCACCAGAUCUGGCUCCUUCCUCUUCCAACAAAGCAGUGGACUCUUGCUCUUAGCAAAUCAUAUUGUGGCCAUCUGUUUUAAAAAAAAAGUUAGUAAAAUAUUGGGGCAGCAAUUUUUUUAAAGCCAUCCUGUGCUAUAUUUGUUACAUUGCUAUUGCUAUCUCAACAGUUACAGCUCCGUUUGCAGAGCUGUUGCUUUUUGCAAGUGUGUCUUUUUUCUUGAAAAACUAGUAACUGCUUUUGCAUAAUUUUUGUGUAGAGCUUUUAAUAUCAUUUGAGGAAGCUCCAGAUUUGCAGUUGGUUCCAGCCAAAUUUAAACGCUGAGUCAAGACCUGUGUGUGGAAUUAUGUUUGCAGGAGGUAAGGUUUGCCUUGGAGCCUAGCCUUGAGUCACUCAAGAGUGUCAGUAAGAUAAAUCCGCCACGGUCUCAAUUUGGAGCCUCAGAAGCUACGCGAGCAGCGUGGGACUUCUUCUUCCAGUGUCCUAUAUGGCCUGAUGGAGUCGCCAGCAGCUGCAUUGUACUUUGCCUCAUCUCCAGAGUUCGUGGUCUACCAAAAGAGGACUACAUUCGUUCCCUCUCACACGCAGACUGGUGUAAUGAAGGUGGUUCAACUGUACAGAAAACUUUAAGUAGUGGAUUGUGUCUUAAUAUUUCAUGUUGCAAUAUAAGCCUUUAUAUACUAAAUGGGAUUUUCCCGUUAGUUUAUAGGUCAAUAACCUGCAGCAGAAAUUCAUACUCUAUUAUAAUAAUGGUUUCUUGGGCUUACACUUUGGGGAGGAAAAAUGUCUUUUGGCAUACCUUUAUACUUGGUGUGUUUCUGACAGCUCGGGAGUUAUAUACGCAGCCAUGCCUGAAGGUGGAUGCUAUUUUGUCAAAAUGAGGAAUAAGUGACUGCCCAGAGCUGCUGGAGAAAAGCCACCGUUUCUUAAAAAACAAGUAUUAUCAAGAAUGUCUUUCAUUCAGGGGCCUGGUUGAUAGCAGGGUUCUUUUUUCGUACAAAUUGAGUACAUUUACUCUGAAAUAUACAGAACCUGCUCUGGAAGUGCCCGCUGUUCUGGUGAUGUUCUAGAGGAACUCCCACCUUGCACCUGGAUAGUUUCUGUGCUUAAACAUAGGUGCUGAGUAUGAUGGAGCCUCCUCUCCCAGAAGGGCAAAUGUCCCCUUUUCUCACACAGAACAUGAUGGUGGGCCAGGUUAUCGUGUUCCCUGUAGAAAUUACAGUCCUUAACAGUGGUAGCUCCAGAAUUUCCAUGUCCGUGGGUUGGUGUGAAUCUCGGUGGAGAGGGAGACUUAAGCUAAGGUUGCAGGGCACUUUAUGCAAGACUGAGAACUUUACGUCAGCUGCCCCGAAAGAGGAUUAUGGUGGAGGGAGGGGCAGGUGGAGAGGAUGGGGUGGGGAGGAGUGCCCCAGCCCACGCAGCGCCCCCGAGGGCCGCCGGGUUCUCACGUGCUAGUGAGUGGAUCGCCCUUCCCUACGGCCGCGCCCAUGGAAGUGCAGAAGUGAUGUGUGGUUACAGAGUGGCACUACUGGACUGGUUAGUGAGGAAGGCAGGUCAUAUUGUCACAUGUGCAUUCUUAUCUAGUCCCAGUAGUGUCCUGAGGUGCACAUUUCUAACAUACUUUGUUGGAUCUGAGGGAGAAGUCCACAGACGUAAUUUCACUUUCUUUGCACUAAGCUCUGUGGCUCAUGCCGAGGGUGGUCCUGUGAUCGUAGCCUCCGACGGCCUCUGUAGUUCAGGUAGAAUCUUUCCUUCACGGUCUGUGGCCUGACAGUUCUUUUUUUAACCUGUGAUUAAAAGUAAUUUAUAUAUUCAGUGUUACAUUUUAAGCAUCUCUAUGAUGUAAAAGUGGGUGACUGCUGCCAUGUUACGUCACAGUUUAUUUAUUCCUCGAAAUCAUGUAAGCAAGCCAGGAUUACAACCCCAGACUUUUAGACUUUCUCUGCCCUGGGUUAUCAUCUUUUGUUUUUCAUCGAUAGGCCUGAACCACUUCAAGACCCAUGUUUUUGCAACAGUUUGCCAUGAAUGUUUAUAUCGGACAUGCUUUUCUAUGUGUUUCGAAUACUUCAAUUGGGGUCACCCAAAAUGUCCUAUCUACCUAUAAUAAUUGGGGAAGAAAAUUAAUUACCUAAGAAAGUAGCAAUUAAGCACACAAGUACUUUGCGAUAAAGGUUUUUAAAUUGUGCUCUCCCCUGUAAGCUGCCGCGUGUGCAUGCGUACAGACAGGAUUAUCAACACUCCGCUUGCUUUCUGUAUGAAUCACUUCCAGGGGAACCUUAGCCUUGAGUGCAUUUCGAAUCUUAGAUUUUAAAUCUCCUUUUUGUACAGCAAAUUAUAUAAUGUCAUAAAUUAAGGAAAGUCUGUUACCUUUCAACAAAAGAUACAACUUCAAAAUCCAGUUUUGUAAUAUGUUAAAAAAUCUCCAAUAGCAUUACUUCCUUCCUUUGAGGCUAAUCCUUGGGCUUACAUGUAUUUGAUCUGCUCAAAAGUAGCAACUGAAGCUGAGUUCCGUAGUCUCACUUAUUUAAGGUUCUGAUUUACCCCAACUGGCUGCACAGUCUGUCUCUCUGAAUCCUAGUCUUGUGGAUUUUCCACAAUAGGCAGAAAUGAAGACAUUAUCUACUACUAUCAUUCAGAAAAGUUAGUUUUGCUUAUGAGUAAAUUUGAGAUUAUUUUUCAGAUACAGUAUUUUAAAAGGAGCAACAUCAUUUGCAUAAAACACUUGUGUUUUUUGGUUAAGAACUAUUUAGAAGAGGAAAUUAGUAGCCGUUGGCAUGGUGCCAAACUUAGGAGGGACAGAAUAUGGUCUUUAUUGACUGAUGUGUGUGUUUUUAAACUUGAAUUCUUUAGAAAUGGCACCAGAAAAUUUCAGAUGACAUUGUUUUGGUGGGCUAUGAAACUGGCUGCAAACAGGGCCAUUCUGGCGGCAAAAUGACCAAAAGCUAAGAUAACUCUAAUCCGCAAUGCUCAUGGCGUCCUUUGCUAAGAAAACCUCCAUCUCUAGAACAGGUCAUUGAGCUAUGUAUGAUCCCAAAUAGAUUAAUCUGAUAGUAUCUUUUCAUUCUGGAAUCAGAAACCCAAUUUAUUCCAUGGCAGUGGAAGUUCUGAUGCUGCAGAGUGGAGGAGCGGAGUUACCACGGAAGUCACUCGGAGCAGGCAGCUAGGCUGAGCCAUCGUUGCUGACGUGAUGGCUUCCCCACUUUGGCUCCAGGCGAAAGCUCUUGGUGGUGCAUGAUUCCUUUCAGGCCUUGCCGUGUUUUGACUACAGUGCUUCUGAGCCAUAUGCUUUUUAUUUCCUGGGCAAUGCAAAAAUCUCUGCAUUAGAAGCCAUAGUCAGUAUUUCCUGUGUCGGGUGAGCGUUACUUGAGCUGGGAUGAGAACAGGGUGGCUCCCUCCAGCAGUUGUGCGUGCAGUCCUGUUAGCGGCAUAGCUCGCAGGAUGUGGCAUGGUUUAUGGGAUGGCAGGAGGGUGACAGAAGCAGUUUGCGCUUGCUGUCAGCCGUGUCCUUUGUUAACGCCUGAGCUGUCCAUUUUACUUGUCAGUGUUUCCUUAUCUCCCACGCCAGUCAUGACAGUGAGUGGAGUUACUGAUGGCGGCGGCAAUCAGGAGGGGUGCCUGCCCCAGCAGAGCACUGGUGCAGAGGGAAAAGGUGAGGAAAUGGGUGGGUUCCGUGUUAGCACUGAACACAUCGCGGCCCAGAGAUGCUUUCGCCUACAUUAGGGUCACAACAGAUGAAUGUCAGAUGCCUGUGAACAGCAAGAUUGAAAAGAAACAAGGAAAAUGAUGUUGCUGAAUAGUGUGGAUUAUAAGGUUUUUAACAAACCCAGCAAAACAAACUUAUGGCCAAAAGAAAAUUUCCUGCCACUGCAGACAGACACAGACACUCAGUAGGACUGCCAGAUUUUGGAAAUACAAAUAUUUAAAGUGCAGUAUUGAAGAAUGGGGCAUAUGCUGAAGAUGUUCACCAAGGAAGGCAGUCUUGGCAAGGUCCAGAAGUGAGAGGCAAGGGGGAGAGGGGGAGAUGCUUGCAGUCGGGAUGCUAGGGCACCUGGACCAGCUGCACCAGCACGCUCUCGGACCCCCAGCCCUACUGGAUCGGAAAAUCUGGGGUGGGGGGCAGCCAUCUUUUAUACCCUCCAGGGCUCGGGUGCAGGCUGGCGUGUGAGAACCACAGGCUUUUCCAUAGUUAAAAAACUUUUAAUAUACUGUAUCCCCUUGAGCUCUAAGGUGCUCUUCUAUUUCCCUCCCUAAAAAUAGAGAUGGUUUGUGUAUCAUAUUUGCAGAAGCUGUUAAUGUCUUUAUUUCCCAUACCCUUUCCCUCUUGCUCCUGAAAAAUUACCUGGAAACGUUGAGAAAGGAUAAUGUGGAGAAAAAUGCCAUCAAAGCCAAAUUUAAAUGGAUGGAAACAACAUUUUAAAAGUGGAU